CUCCUUUCUCUUUCUUCCUCUCUCCUCUCUCUCCGUCUCCCUCUCUCCGUCUCCCUCUCUCCGUCUCCCUCUCUCCGUCUCUCUCUCUCUCCUCUGUAGGCUGACUACAUACAGUAUUCCAGCACCAGAAAAGCCUGCCAACUCUCUGUUCUGACACACACACUUCCUCUUUGUCUGUCUGAUCCCUACUUGUGACUGUGAUCAUGAAGAUAGACUGUCUCCACCUGAUCCCUGACUGUGACUGUGAUCAUGAAGAUAUACUCUGUCUGAUCCCUGACUGUGAUCAUGAAGAUAGACUCUGUCUGAUCCCUGACUGUGACUGUGAUCAUGAAGGUAGACUCUGUCUGAUCCCUGACUGUGAUCAUGAAGAUAGACUCUGUCUGAUCCCUGACUGUGAUCAUGAAGAUAGACUCUGUCUGAUCCCUGACUGUGAUCAUGAAGAUAUACUCUGUCUGAUCCCUGACUGUGAUCAUGAAGAUAUACUCUGUCUGAUCCCUGACUGUGAUCAUGAAGAUAGACUCUGUCUCAUCCCUGACUGUGAUCAUGAAGAUAGACUCUGUCUGAUCCCUGACUGUGAUCAUGAAGAUAGACUCUGUCUGAUCCCUGACUGUGAUCAUGAAGAUAGACUCUGUCUGAUCCCUGACUGUGAUCAUGAAGAUAGACUCUGUCUGAUCCCUGACUGUGAUCAUGAAGAUAUACUCUGUCUGAUCCCUGACUGUGAUCAUGAAGAUAGACUCUGUCUGAUCCCUGACUGUGAUCAUGAAGAUAGACUCUGUCUGAUCCCUGACUGUGACUGUGAUCAUGAAGAUAGACUCUGUCUCAUCCCUGACUGUGAUCAUGAAGAUAUACUCUGUCUGAUCCCUGACUGUGAUCAUGAAGAUAGACUCUGUCUGAUCCCUGACUGUGACUGUGAUCAUGAAGAUAGACUCUGUCUCAUCCCUGACUGUGAUCAUGAAGAUAGACUCUGUCUGAUCCCUGACUGUGAUCAUGAAGAUAGACUCUGUCUGAUCCCUGACUGUGAUCAUGAAGAUAGACUCUGUCUGAUCCCUGACUGUGAUCAUGAAGAUAGACUCUGUCUGAUCCCUGACUGUGAUCAUGAAGAUAGACUCUGUCUGAUCCCUGACUGUGAUCAUGAAGAUAGACUCUGUCUGAUCCCUGACUGUGAUCAUGAAGAUAGACUCUGUCUGAUCCCUGACUGUGACUGUGAUCAUGAAGGUAGACUCUGUCUGAUCCCUGACUGUGAUCAUGAAGAUAGACUCUGUCUGAUCCCUGACUGUGAUCAUGAAGAUAUACUCUGUCUGAUCCCUGACUGUGAUCGUGAAGGUAGACUCUGUCUGAUCCCUGACUGUGAUCAUGAAGAUAGACUCUGUCUGAUCCCUGACUGUGAUCAUGAAGAUAUACUCUGUCUGAUCCCUGACUGUGAUCAUGAAGGUAGACUCUGUCUGAUCCCUGACUGUGAUCAUGAAGAUAGACUCUGUCUGAUCCCUGACUGUGAUCAUGAAGAUAGACUCUGUCUGAUCCCUGACUGUGAUCAUGAAGAUAGACUCUGUCUGAUCCCUGACUGUGAUCAUGAAGAUAGACUCUGUCUGAUCCCUGACUGUGAUCAUGAAGAUAGACUCUGUCUGAUCCCUGACUGUGAUCAUGAAGAUAUACUCUGUCUGAUCCCUGACUGUGAUCAUGAAGAUAGACUCUGUCUGAUCCCUGACUGUGAUCAUGAAGAUAGACUCUGUCUGAUCCCUGACUGUGAUCAUGAAGAUAGACUCUGUCUGAUCCCUGACUGUGAUCAUGAAGAUAGACUCUGUCUGAUCCCUGACUGUGAUCAUGAAGGUAGACUCUGUCUGAUCCCUGACUGUGAUCAUGAAGGUAGACUCUGUCUGAUCCCUGACUGUGAUCAUGAAGAUAGACUCUGUCUGAUCCCUGACUGUGAUCAUGAAGAUAGACUCUGUCUGAUCCCUGACUGUGAUCAUGAAGAUAGACUCUGUCUGAUCCCUGACUGUGAUCAUGAAGAUAGACUCUGUCUGAUCCCUGACUGUGAUCAUGAAGAUAGAAAAGCAAACAAACAUCCUGUGCAUAAAAACAACAACUGGUCAAUGAGGAGGAGAUGAUGGUGAUGUUGGUGCUGUUGGGUUAUUUCUGUGAGGGGGGGUGAGACAUGGGUACGUGGGAAGGAGAGUGUCUGUCUGUGGGAAGAGACUUACAGAGAAGCUGAAUUACAAAACAGAUAAUUUCCAUGACUCUUUAAGACAUUGUGGACAUCAUUUCCAUGACUCUUUAAGACAUUGUGGAAAUUGUACCAUAUUGUAUUUAUUUCAUUUAUAAAAUUAUAUUUUUCUUUCAAGUUGUGUAUAUAUUGCCAUUAAAGAUCAUUAUUGCCAUGUU
Molecule: messenger RNA, 2379 nt
Organism: Salvelinus namaycush (lake trout)
Lineage: Eukaryota; Metazoa; Chordata; Actinopteri; Salmoniformes; Salmonidae
Product: cysteine-rich, acidic integral membrane protein-like
Exons: 3
Coding region: 204-2105 (633 amino acids)
Source: RefSeq, a predicted model, not a curated record